Messenger RNA from Seriola dumerili (greater amberjack), 3182 nucleotides. RefSeq names its product hydroxy-delta-5-steroid dehydrogenase, 3 beta- and steroid delta-isomerase 7 (gene hsd3b7). The transcript has 6 exons. Gene Ontology annotation, molecular function: 3-beta-hydroxy-Delta5-steroid dehydrogenase (NAD+) activity. The record is from RefSeq and is a predicted model, not a curated record. The coding region runs from base 52 to 1152 and encodes 366 amino acids. Gene Ontology annotation, biological process: steroid biosynthetic process. NCBI's taxonomy places the organism in Eukaryota, Metazoa, Chordata, Actinopteri, Carangiformes, Carangidae.
AGAGUGCAGAGAGCUGAAUCAGUAACCGUCGCUGCACCACAGUCUCUCAGCAUGUCUGAAACACAGCGAGGUGUAGUGUAUCUGAUCACCGGAGGUUGCGGCUUCCUCGGCAGGCACAUGCUGAGGGUUUUACUGGAGAACGAGGACAAAGUGGAGGAGGUCCGGGUGUUUGACAAACACGUAGACACGAGUUUAAGUGGACUGAGCAAAGAGGCGACAAAGGUGGUGGUCAUUCAGGGGGAUAUCACAGACUACAGCAGCGUGUUGGAGGCCUCCCGUGGGGCUGAUGUCGUCAUCCACACGGCCAGCUUAGUGGACGUUUGGCACAGAAUCCCAGAAACCGUCAUCUACUCAGUCAACGUCACGGGAACGGAAAAUGUGAUCAAUGCCUGUGUGGAGUGCGGUAUCCAGUGCCUGGUAUACACCAGCAGCAUGGAAGUGAUUGGUCCCAAUGUCAACGGAGACGCCUUUCUCAGGGGCAACGAAGACACACCUUACGACGUGAAACACACUAUGGCCUACCCCAAGAGCAAGGCAAAGGCAGAGAAAAUUGUCCUUGAAGCCAAUGGCACAGAGUUGAAAGGUGGAAAGUGUUUGUACACAUGCUCUCUAAGGCCGACGGGGAUCUACGGUGAGGGGCACGAGCUGAUUAAGGACUUCUACAAACAGGGCGUUGAAAGGGGAGGCGUAAUUAUCGGGGGCGUCCCAGAAAACACUGAACAUGGGCGAGUCUAUGCAGGCAACGUGGCCUGGAUGCAUGUGCUUGCAGCACGAGCUCUGAGGGAGCGCCCGCAGACGGUCGGAGGGGAAGCUUUCUUCUGCUAUGAUGACUCACCCUAUAAGAGCUACGAGGAUUUCAACAUGCAGUUCCUGUCCACAUUUAACUUUCGAAGGGUCCGCAUGCCCUUACUGGUGCUCUGGUUCCUGGCCAUGGCGAAUGACCUACUCCGCUGGAUACUGAGCCCCAUAUAUAACUACACACCGUUGCUAAACCGUUACACCUUGGCCGUGGCUUGUACCUCCUUCACGGUGGGCACAGACAAAGCCCAACGUUACUUCCAGUACCGCCCCUUGUAUGACUGGAAUCAAUGUCGAGCCCGCACGCAGAAAUGGGUUGACACAUUCCCAGUAGAAAAGCCCAAAGACUCCUAAUGUGACCUCAAGUAUGGUAAUACACAUCAGAAGCUGCUAUGUAGACUCGGAAGACACAAGCUUUAUAUGAAAAAAAGGAGUAACAUGUUAUUAGUUAACAGUAUAAAAGUGUUUUAAUAAACAAUUAAUUAUUCAAUUGCAGCACUUUUUUGCUCUCUAAAGCAGGUGGCUAAGGGGUGCCUUGUACCACUAAUUGACAAAGUAUUUAUCGUAUAAUCUUGUUGAAAUGUAGUUGAAUUUCAAUUGUCUCAGACCUGCACAUAAUUUAGGAUCAGUCAUAAGUUAAGCCUAUAAUGACAAUUAUUAUUAUUGUAUAGAACUUUUCAACACAGAAGUUCCCAAGAGAACCAUGAAAUGGUCUGAACAAAGAGACGUUAAAUGGUGUAAUGAGGGGAAGAGGCAAUAUCAAACAUGGAAUUGUCACUAUGAAAAGGUGCUUUUUUAAAAUAGGGUUUCAGAAGUCUUAUUUUGAAAUAUGACACUGGUUCUGUCUGUAUUGGCUUCAUUCCAAAUGCACUGGGUACUGACUUAAAAAGUCUGUUAUUACUGCAUUUGUUAUGUAUGAGUAAUACGUCUACAACAGCAUAGCAUUUAUAGCUUAGUUAUAAAUAAAACACAAUGAAAUUAUUUGUUCAGAUAAAGCACAGACUUUAACAGCCUUGUUAAAGAAUGUAUUCAGUAUUGUAUUCCAUUGGGAGUCCUUUGUUGUUUUGUUGGUACAACCACCAAAGAAUUGUGCCUCUUGUUAAGACAGUCCUGUAGAAUUUACAUAUUAUAUAUUUAUAAAUUAUGACCAAUGUAAACACAAUUUACAAGCAGUAUAUUGACUUUAGACCUUUAUUUUAUGAAUGUAUAUUAUUGAUAGCAGUGUUUUAUGCUGCAUAAUUUAAAAAGAGUUAAAUGCCUUUUAUGAGAUUACUGAAUCUUUUAUGAGGUUCAGAAACAUAUCCUGUUUAAUUUUCUUAAUUUUUUGUAAUUUUAAGAUUUAUCAUAUUCUCCUUUGUUGUGUGUUUUGUAUUUGAUUCACAUUACAGGAUGACAGUGCAUAUCCCUGUUUUUCUUUCAUUUACAUCUUUUAUUAUGAUCAUAAUGUGCAGUAUAUGUCAUAAUGAAAGUCUGUGCUGACUUGAAACAUGACUCAUAACCCUAAAUCACAUUUUGGUUUUCAGUUUUUUUUUAUGCACGUGUUUUAGUAUUUCCACUUGGUGAUUGGUAGUUAUUCACCUCUAGAUUUCCAUGGAGAUGAUGAAUGUUGUUUAUCCACAAUACUAAGGGCUGUGCCACUCUCUGUAGUCUUGUGGAAACUUGUCCUCAGACUCCAUAACAACCAGUUGGCUCUGCAUUGCUUUGCAUGAGUAAGAUGAAGUAUAUGGGAGGUCCCUUACAAAAUAACUUGACAUUACUCCAGCCUGCUGGGGUAUCCCCAUUUCUGUGGUUUUCCAUGGUGAUCCUCAUAACAUUUACAUGCCUGCUAGUAUGAAAAUGAAAGUCUCUCAAACAAAACCUCUAAUUCUCUCAGCAAACAAAACAAAACAAUCUGAAACUGUGGACUUUUGUUACAGUGAAAAUAUUACUGAUUAGGCUGCUAACAUAGUUUUACAGCAUAGUAUUGUCGAACACUACAUAAUACGAUAGAUUAGAUAUGUUUGGUCUGACUCACUAUAUGAUAUAACAGAUGUGAGAAUGCAGGGCUCAGUGUGUAUCUAAUGGAAGGUGUGUGUGUGUGCUGUACACCAGAGGAGUGAGGUAAUUUUGGCCAGUUCUCACUGGGGGACACACCUUUAAAGACCUGUUUGAGGUUAGAGUUAGGCUAAGGCUUGAGGUUAAAAGUGUAGUUGUGAUGGUUCGAGAGGUUAGAGAAUGCAUUAUAAUGUCGUCACAACGAUAUGAGUGCAAAAGUGUGCGUGUUUGGUUGUUUGUGUGCGGGUGUGGAUCUGUUAAACAGAUGUGUUUUGGUGGAUCACCACAUCCCUCAGAAAUGUCUAUAAAACGCUUGUAAUUAAAGAGGAUUGUGCCAUCUACUGGUGCAA